ACUUUUACAGUGGCGCCCGUCAAGCUAAGAAGCUAGGUCGUUAGCAGUCAGUAGAGCAAGAGUCCGAGCUACAAACAGCGACAUACACAGCAACACGACCGUCUCCAACCUGCUCGUCCGACCGCACACUGAAGAGGACGGGCUGAACAUGGCGGCAGCUUCGUGUGACUGCGUCUCUGUGCUCGCUCUGACCUGAUCCAGACUUGUGCCAACACUGUGGCUCUGCACCGACUCCCCCUGCACAUACAGUGGAUUUGAGGAGUAUCACACGUUCACGAGAUGUUCCUGGUGGGGCUGACGGGCGGUAUUUCCUCAGGGAAAAGCACAGUGUCUUCCAUGCUGCGGGAGCUUGGGUGCCCCAUUAUUGAUGCUGAUGUCGUGGCCAGGAAAGUUGUGGAGCCGCACACUCCCGCCUAUUCCCGCAUCGUGUACCACUUUGGACCGGAGAUCUUACUCGAGAACGGGGAGAUCGACCGGCAGAAGCUCGGUCAGCUCAUCUUCGCCAGUGAGGAGAAGAGGAAGCUGCUGAACUCCAUCACCCACCCGGAGAUCCAUAAAGCAAUGCUCAAAGAGAUCCUGUUCUACUUUCUCAGAGGGUACCGCUACGUGGUGCUGGAUGUACCCCUUCUCUUUGAAACCAGACGUCUCACUCAGUUUCUGAACCACACUGUCGUAGUUUACUGUGACCCUGCCACUCAGCUAUCGCGCCUGAUGCAGAGGGACGGCCUGACCCAGGAGCAGGCAGAGCAGCGCGUGGCUGCGCAGAUGCCGCUCAAUGAAAAGCGCGGCUUGGCCAAUCACGUCAUCGAGAACUCGGGCAGCCGAGAGGACACCCACCGGCAGGUCCUGCGGCUGCACACGAAGCUGGAGGACUCCAUGGACUUCCUCUUAGUGAGGGUCAUUGCUAUCGCUGCCACUGCAGGUCUGGGUGGGAUACUGCUGUAUGCAACAAAGAUCCUUUUGUCCUAACAGAGGACAGAUGAUGGGGUAAGAAGGGGGUCCAGGAUGUGGUGAGGGUGUGAAUAGAAGCAAGCGAAAGCCACGUCAGGGGUACUGGUGCAAUUUACUGUGAGAUUAGUUUCACAGCUCCCACCGCUACAGCUCAGAGGUAUGACGUGCUUUGUUGGCAGUUAACGCAGACUUAACAUUAUUGACACAACAUGCACUGACAUUUGUGGUUUGGAGUAAAGGUUUGUAUGUGCAAUUUUCCGUUGUUUUUACUCAGAGACACAUGAAGGUGAUACCUUAGGCUCAGAUACUGUACAAGCUCCCAGUUGCUCUCAACAGUGAUCACAGCUUGGGGCCUAAAAACUGGUUCAGCAGUCAACUCAUAACUAACAUCAGUUUAAAAAUAUAUAUAUCUAAAAACUGAUAAAUAUAUAUAGAUUUUAUUUUGUUACACCUUUUACACCGUAUGAAGUUAUCCAAAUUAGACAUUUGGGGUGAUUUGUAGAUUGUAAAUACAAACACCAGACAGUAGAGAGAGCAAAUGAAGAAGUAAAUGGCUGUACAUUUAUUUGUCAGUGCUUUCCUCAGCAAUGAAUAUGUUUAAAAUUGGAUUGAAAACUCAUCAUAGCACCAACAAAAAAAAUUAAAAUGCUGAAUAGGAACAAUCUGAUGCUUACAUAAUAUGUUAUGAUUGUAUGUUAAUGACCUGUAUAGUGAAGUUAUAUGACAGAAUGUACUUGACAAUCCAUUUUUAAUGGGAACAGUGUGAAUCUACAUGAAUUAACAGACUUUGUAUUUAUCACUGUAUUUUCUUACACUUGAAGCUGUCCGCUGUAAUUACUAAGUCAGUAACUUUUGUUUUCUGUGCACACUCACUUGUAACUAAAACACAACAUUUGUAACAUUAGCUGCUGAAAUGAUGAUACAAUUGUACAAUACUACUGUUUUAAAGUAACAACAACUGUCA
Messenger RNA from Morone saxatilis (striped sea-bass), 1915 nucleotides. It is a transcript of the gene dcakd, whose product is annotated as dephospho-CoA kinase domain containing. Bases 280 to 969 code for a protein of 229 amino acids. Gene Ontology annotation, biological process: coenzyme A biosynthetic process. Lineage: Eukaryota; Metazoa; Chordata; Actinopteri; Moronidae. The transcript is spliced from 5 exons. Gene Ontology annotation, molecular function: dephospho-CoA kinase activity; ATP binding. The record is from RefSeq and is a predicted model, not a curated record.